AUGCCCACUCAGCAACCCUCGCCCAUGCCCUCGCCCACGCCCACCGACUUUCCAGCAUCCCUCAAGCCACUCAUCCACCUUCCACCAAACAACAAACCAACCAAUGCUAUCGUCUUCCUUCCCGGCCUAGGAGACACGGCUGCCAAUUUUGCUUCAUUCUCGCGCGCUCUGAACCUCCCCGACGCACUGACGAUCACGCUGAACCCACCAUACCCGCUACCAUUCCCACUCGGGCCGGGAGAUCAGUGGUCCGAAGACCUCCACGUCGACACGAGCACCGGGAACCUGGACGCAGACUCCUCACCUCUGGGCAAAGCCGCAGAACUGGUCGCCAGGGAUGUGAUCCAGAAGGUACUUUUUGACAAGUUCGGUUUCCGGCCCGACCAUAUCCACCUGUUCGGGUUUGGGCAAGGUGGUUCGCUCGCUCUAUCGGUGCCGCUGCACCCAUCACUCUCGUCCUUGUCGUUGGGGGGUAUUGUGUCAAUGGGGGCAUCUUUGCCGCUAUCUACGCCCCUCCCGAGCACGAGUGGUUCCAAAAACAAAACACCGAUUCUGCUUCUAUCGGGCUCGAAGUCGCCGUUGGCCUCGGUGGACUCUAGCCCGCUCAAACGUAUCAGGUCGGUCUAUGAGUUUGUCACGUAUCAUCAGUGGAAGAAAGCGGAUGACUCGAUGCCUAAAACAAGAGACGAGGUUCUUCCCAUGAUGCAAUUCUGGGCGCAGACGCUGAAGAGCAGGCGUGGUGUGCCUGACGAUGCCGUCGAGAUUGGCUGA
Molecule: messenger RNA, 771 nt
Organism: Cladophialophora yegresii CBS 114405
Lineage: Eukaryota; Fungi; Ascomycota; Eurotiomycetes; Chaetothyriales; Herpotrichiellaceae
Exons: 1
Coding region: 1-771 (256 amino acids)
Biological process (GO): protein depalmitoylation
Cellular component (GO): cytoplasm
Molecular function (GO): carboxylic ester hydrolase activity; palmitoyl-(protein) hydrolase activity
Source: RefSeq, a predicted model, not a curated record